ACUGUUGAUCUUCUCAUGCAAGAGUCAGGAUGUCGUUUAGAACAUCCUUCUGCUACCAAAUUCCGCAAUCAUGUCAUGGAAGGAGAAUGGGAUAAGGCUGAGAACGACCUGAAUGAACUUAAGGCCUUAGUGCAUUCUCCGCAUGCAAUUGUGAGGAUGAAGUUUUUGCUGCUGCAGCAGAAGUACCUGGAAUACCUGGAGGAUGGCAAGGUCCUGGAGGCACUUCAAGUUCUACGCUGUGAACUGACGCCUCUGAAAUAUAAUACAGAACGCAUUCAUGUCCUCAGUGGGUAUCUGAUGUGUAGCCAUGCAGAAGACUUGCGUGCAAAAGCAGAGUGGGAAGGGAAAGGAACAGCUUCCAGAUCUAAACUUUUGGACAAGCUCCAGACGUACCUACCCCCAUCAGUGAUGCUUCCUCCAAGGCGUUUACAGAACCUGCUACGUCAGGCUGUGGAACUACAACGGGACCGGUGCCUAUAUCAUAAUACCAAACUAGAUAGUAAUCUAGAUUCUGUCUCGCUGCUAAUAGAUCAUGUUUGUAGUAGGGGUCUGAGAUCAGUAUGUGGUGCGCUGUACAUGCUGCCAUGCUUGGGCAUAAUGAGGAAACAGUUCCCAUGCUAUACACAGCAGAUACUAACGGAGCACUGUAAUGAAGUGUGGUUCUGUAAAUUCUCCAAUGACGGCACUAAACUAGCAACAGGAUCUAAGGACACAACUGUUAUUAUAUGGCAGGUUGAUCCAGAUACUCACCAGCUAAAACUACUUAAGACGUUAGAAGGUCAUGCAUAUGGUGUCUCUUACAUUGCUUGGAGUCCAGAUGACAACUAUCUUGUUGCCUGUGGCCCAGAUGAUUGUUCUGAGCUUUGGCUCUGGAAUGUACAAACUGGGGAGCUGAGGACAAAGAUGAGCCAAUCUCAUGAAGACAGUUUAACAAGUGUGGCCUGGAAUCCUGAUGGGAAGCGUUUUGUAACGGGAGGUCAGCGUGGACAGUUCUAUCAGUGUGAUUUAGAUGGUAAUCUCCUUGACUCCUGGGAAGGGGUGAGAGUACAAUGCCUUUGGUGCUUGAGUGAUGGGAAAACUGUUCUAGCAUCGGACACACACCAGCGAAUUCGGGGUUAUAACUUUGAGGAUCUUACAGACAGGAACAUAGUACAAGAAGAUCACCCUAUUAUGUCGUUUACUAUUUCAAAAAAUGGCCGUUUAGCUUUGUUAAAUGUAGCAACUCAGGGAGUUCACUUAUGGGACUUACAAGACAGAGUUUUAGUGAGAAAGUAUCAAGGUGUUACACAAGGAUUUUACACAAUUCACUCGUGUUUUGGAGGUCAUAACGAAGAUUUCAUCGCGAGUGGCAGCGAAGAUCACAAAGUAUAUAUUUGGCACAAGCGUAGCGAGCUGCCAAUUGCGGAGCUGACAGGGCACACACGUACUGUUAAUUGUGUGAGCUGGAACCCGCAGAUUCCAUCCAUGAUGGCCAGCGCCUCUGAUGAUGGCACUGUUAGAAUAUGGGGACCAGCGCCUUUCGUAGACAACCAGGAUAUUGAAGGUGGACCAGCCUGGCCAAUCUCCUGUUUGUAACACCUCCAUAAGGACUCAGAGCCUAUCCUCCAAGGAAUGCAGUAGCAUGGAUAGUUGAUGGCGAAUUUGGAGCAGACGACUUCAGUUUAACUUAAUUAGUCGUAUUUUAAAUGGCUUGGGAUUUGGUGCAAACAAACAUGAUUGAUAGCUGGACAGACAUGCUCGUCAUGAAAAAGAACCAUUUCUGAAGCCCGGUUGGGGCCAAACAUUUACCACCUUGCUUCAUAGUAACCAGUUGAGAUGAAGCACGUCGUUAGAGCGUUGUUGGACACCGUGUUGAAAUUACCCCCCCCCAUCGGUUGUGAAGAACUGUGCUACAUUCAGGCUAACCAUUGAACUCAGUAUAUAUAUUUUUCCCUCCUGCCUUUUUGUCUGGCAGGCUACUGUUCUUGUUGCUCUUCUGUGUAAUGAAGUUUAAAUGCUUGUUUGGAACACUUUAUUUAACAGUUUAGAAGGCUUGAUAGAAAGAGUGCUUUAGUCUGAAGAGUAUACAGUGGAUAGGAAAGUAUUUCCUUCUCUUGUUUCUCAAGUCUCUCUCCGCCUUACUUAGCUUGAGAUCUUUGCAGCUUGGUUCAUGGAUUCUAGCCUUGCCCGUUGCGCAGUAUAUAUAAAUUGAGAUGAUAAACCAAUGAACUAUGUCAAAAGCACUCUCAGUAUCACAUUUGACAAAAAGUUUUGUACUUUUCACAUAGCUCGUUGCCCUGCAAAGGGGUUAACAGCACAAUUUUUUAAAAAUAAAUUAUUUAUAGGAUUAAAAUGACUUCAUUUGUAUACAUUUGGAAUUAAAACAAUGCAAGAAGUGUCAUGAAACACGGUAUCACUGAUGCUUUUUCCGGAGUGUCUUGAGACCCAAUCAAAAGCAGUGGCUGGAAGGAGCUUUACGCAGGCAGUGAAGCUUGUUUUAGAAGGAGAAACUCACUGUCCAUCUUUACAGAUAUUUAGAAAAAAAGCGUUCAGAGUGCACCACCAGGCUAAGAGUUUAAACAAGACAAAGUCUUUUUGUUUUUUUAAUUACAUAAAUAUAUGCAACAGUGCUGGUAAAAGGUAGACUACAUCUCGAGGGAAGAAUGUGUUGAAUCCUUUCUUCACAAAGUCAACAUUUUGUAAAAGUAAUUAACAUACAAAUCAUAAUUAAACGCUUGUAUUACAAUGGAAAUUUUUCUUUGUUUGAUAAACAAAGGUGUAUAGAUUUUUCUUUCUGAGAAUAUACUUUUAACUUUGCAGAUAUAAAUGCCUCUCCCAGACCUUGUUGCAAGCUGGUGCUGUGAACAUCUUGACACGUCUAGGAUUAGUUCCAGUAAUAUCCCGUGUUAAGAAAAGAAAGACAUUUAUAAUGGAAGUAUUUAUUCUUUCUGACAUAAACAGGUGGCCUGGCAUCUCUGUGCUUCUGCUCUACACACAAAUUCAUUAUGGGAUGGCACUGGAUUCCCUUUUGCCACCUAGGAUGGAAAGGUAGCGUUGGUACUGCUGUGAAGUCAAGAGGGAGCAGGGAAAGGCAUGCCACCGAGAACUGAUGUGAACAGAAGUGUGGAUUUCAUCCUUUAAUGAGAUAAUAAUCUAGUGUCCUUAUUAGUCACGUGUGGAAGAAGGGUGGGGGAAGGUUUGCCGGAGUUCCUGGGAAGAGAAGUGUAGCCACUUUGAUGAAUGGGAGUGCGGUGUUUAACAUAAACAGUCCCGUUUUUCUCUCCCAGAAAAACAAAGUGAAGCGUAGCAGGUUAGACUCUUUUAGAUUCCAGCCAUCGAGUGGUGGGGUUUUUUCUUGCCUUGGGUGUAAACUUAAACACGAUUUAAGAUUCUGAUACUUUGGUUGAGACCAGCCCUGAAUCUGACAUACUCCUCUCUUAGUACCUCCAAAAUGAAGUAGGAACUUAACCUUCUUAUCUUCGACCUAGUACACUUGUCUCAAAAUUAAGGUGCAUUUCUUUGAUAGCAGUUACUGUUCCACAGUACUGGGAAUACAUGUGUGAACUUAAAGACUACAAAUCAGUUCCUUCUUCCAUUCGCUAGUUCUAGAGGAAGCUGUUUGUUUCUCUUCCUAUUUCAGACAGUGUAAGAUGAGUCAGUCUUGUUCCUGUGGCGUCAGUGUUGCAGGGAAACAGAAAACUUCCUAAGGUCAAAUUUGAAUAAGCUAAACCUUUGGGUUUUAAAUAAAAAUUGAAUACCUAAACUGUGAACAACUUUUUAUACGUUCAAAACAUGGUAUAAUUCAUAACCAAUGCCAGUGUGUGAGUCUUUGGAAGUUACCCUAGUAUUGUCUUAUUCUGGAACUUAUGUUUUCAAACAAAAUGUUAUUUAGGGAGAGUAAGGAGAAUAAUCCUGGUUUUGAUGUUUCUUAACAAUGUCUCGUACAAUGGUCUGGUGCUACUUGCUUACCUCGUACUCGUGGGACUUCAGGGAGGUGGUGAAGGCUGGAUCAAAUCUCAAGUUUAGAUUGAAAGUCUCAUAUGCAAUUCAACAAGCAUUUUUAAUGUGGUGGCCAUACCUAAACAAAGUGAGACUCCUUACCUGGUACAAGCUGCGGGGGGUGUGGGGCUGUGUAUGGGCUGAUGCCUACUUUCCACUGCAACGCAUUGUAAUUAAAAUUUAAACUUCGUACUUUUGCCAAAAUACUGCCCCUCCAUUCUGGGGUUUCUCUUCUGGACUUGGUUUGUACCUCUAAAAUACACUUCAGGUAUUUAGAAGCAGAGUUAGGGAGAAGGAUGUGUUCUGCUAUCUCCACUAGUUUCGUGGUGCAACUACGCAAUGUAAAGGAGAGCUCCGUAUAGACGGCACUGUGUCCAGAGCGCCUCAGUCAUAGCGUAUUGCAUAGCUGCCCGCUUCUCACAGGCGAUGAGCAGGCACGAGAGAAAGGGGAAAGUAGUCUUCAUUUUUGCCAUGCUACUUGGUCCUGCAGUAAACCGACAUUAUAGAUCUAGCGGUAAUGACUACCAUUCCAACCUGUAGAUUGAAGAGGAACCUCAGCUAUUUCUAACAUGUCACGUAUUCAUAAUAUGUGAAUUGAAAAGUACCAAUACUUUUUGUGCACAGACUAUAAAAAGAGACUAUGGGGGGGGGGGGGGGAAAAAAACAAGUUUGCUCAUUUGCAACACGUUGCUUUCCAUGUGCUUAAAAAUGUUCAUAGGCUGGAGUCUAAGGCUGGAACAAGUACACACCCGCAAUAAAUUACUGUAUUUCUAGUCAACAGACGUAUGGUUUAUAGAGAGGAAAAUACUGUAAGCAUGUACUCCUUUUGUAACUUUCUCUGGUCAGCUGUUGGCUUAAAAUAUCCACAGUAGCCCCAGGUUAUUGUCAAGGCAGAUCUUUAAAAAAAAAUACGCUGAAGCAUUUUAUUAUCUGAAUGUUCUUUAGCUGUUCAGGUAAGUAAUUUUCAAGGCACAAUGGAGCACAAAAGGGAAAAUGCUAGAUCUGUCCUUGUUUUGGAGGGGAGGGUAGUGGGGGGAAAUGACACCUUUGUUUUUAAAUUCCCUCUGUCUUUUCUAAAGUUCUCCAACUUUAAAGUUAACUUCUCUUUAUGAUUAGAGCAAAGAUGUGCGAGCUAGAAAUCUAUCCAGAUCUUGCCAGUUACUUCUCAGCUUGGCUUCAAACAGGUAAUGUUUAAUAAAACUCAGUAUGUUCUUGGGAGUUUGUGUCUAGUUGUAUACUUUUACACUGCUAAGUGAUACUCCCACCCAAAAUUGGUUUUGAAGGCUUCCUUAGCAGGAAACCAGGACUCGUACAAUUAGACGUAGUUUGAGGGGAGAUGUUACAACAUCUCCCAAACCCAAAUGGGGAGGGAAGUAGAGCAAGAAGAAUGGACAUAAGAAGCGGGAUUUACUGACCAACAGACAAACUACUGUAACUCAAGGGGGAGGAGGAAAAAUGCACUUUCAAUAGUUUGUCCAUGUUUUUAGCUACAAAAUACACUUGUAUCUAACUUUUUUUUGAGACAACUAUUAAGAGGAACACCCAUCCCAAAAAUGGCUAAUCCUCCUUUUGACCUCCUCCUGUCUUUUCCACAUUGGCUUGAGUCCAUACUUAAUUUUGAAAACUGCUACUUUUAAUGAUGUUUAGAAAGAAAAAAAAAAAAUCAUUAACUCUGACACUUUUUUGAACAGGGUGGACUUAAUUGAAGUGUGCAGUGUUGAACUACUGCUGCAGUAGCUGCCUCUUAGUUGUUGAAAUAAACUGUAGACAAGUUUUCUGUCUAUUAAUCCAGAUAAUCUGGAUUCAAUAAAACGUCUGUGAGAGUGUUCCUCCCAUCUGGUAUGAAUGUGCGUGUGCAUGUGUUCCAUAAACAGACAGAGAACCGAAUGUUCUAGGUACUUGUCAUGUUUUAUUGCAUACUUUAAGUCGUGUGUAUGUGAAGUGUCCUUUGACCAGAAGGUUUUGGUUAAUAUCAGUAUAUUUUUAUAAAUUUGAAAUUCAUUGUGCCCCAUCUUUUUUCUUAAACACUUUUCAUUGUUAGGGUAUAUGUGCUAGAUUUGAAUCUUAACAUUUUUAGGCACAGAUGGAAAAAGUUAUUGGCUCCUUGAAAACACAUGGGACAAAAUGGAUCCUCAAAGCAUGUAUGUACUUACAAACCAAGCUGUAGAGAUCAAGAAAAGAACUUUAUUGUUGAUCUCAAGAUUUCUAAAUUGUCAAGAUUUAUAUGGAGUUGUGGUGGAACUAGUUAACACUUAGAGCUUUUGGUAUGUAAUGACUAUUUGCUAUGGACUGAUAUUAAAUGUUUCAAAGGAUUGCGUUCUUAAACUUUCUGGAUUUUUUGUUACUCUCCUCGGAUUAUAUUAAGUAGUUAAAAAUUUCUUUGCUAUAUUACAUUAAAAACAUAAGAACUUUUGGGUCUCGUAUUUAUUUUCACUUGUUUUACUAAUUAUUUACAGAACACCGUUUUAACUUUUUUAUUUUAUAAAUGUCUAGUAUUUUAAACAUAUCUUUAAAAAUUGUUCAAUUGGAACUACAUUAACUUCUGAUUUGUUUUUAUUAGGAUUUUUAAAAAAAAAAAUACACUUUUUCCAUGUUGGUGCACAGCACUUAACAGAAAUGUUUGUAUUCCCUUUCUUUCAAUUCAAUAAACAGAAUAAAUAACUGGAA
Molecule: messenger RNA, 6645 nt
Organism: Pygoscelis adeliae (Adelie penguin)
Lineage: Eukaryota; Metazoa; Chordata; Aves; Sphenisciformes; Spheniscidae
Gene: WDR26
Product: WD repeat domain 26
Exons: 15
Coding region: 16-1575 (519 amino acids)
Biological process (GO): proteasome-mediated ubiquitin-dependent protein catabolic process
Cellular component (GO): GID complex
Molecular function (GO): protein binding
Source: RefSeq, a predicted model, not a curated record